ACAAGCCACGCCCCUGAUGUUUUACUCACCCUUUAUGCUUGAAUAUGAGCUAUACUUUAGACAAAUAAGUUCCAGAAUCAAGGGCAAUAUAUGCAUUUUAAAUAUCUGCUAGAAAAUUAACCCAUAUUUAUUAUUUACAUUGUUAUCGACUUGCAUUAUAUAUCAAGCAUUAGAUGUCGUGAAUUCCAGUGUCCAAGGAGUACUCGGCUGCAUUGUACAAGUAAAUGUUGUCAAUUCAACACUGCUGGAUCUACUUGCUCUUGCAGAUUCAAUUAUUUUCGGAUACACUUGGUCUUGUGAUUACAACCAUGGGUGAUACAACUGCGUCUGUUAAAAAGGUCGCUCCAAAAAUGGACCAAGCAAAGUCUUUUUUGUCGGGCGGCUUUGCCGGUAUUGCCACUGUCCUUGCUGGUCAUCCAUUUGACACUCUUAAAGUAAGACUGCAGACUAGCAACCAGUACUCUGGUCUUGCCGACUGUUUUAAACAAACGAUUGCCAAAGAUGGAUUGCGUGGUCUCUACAAAGGAAUGGCUUCUCCAUUGGUUGGUGUGACUCCCAUGUUUGCCCUGAGUUUUUGGUCCUAUGAUGUUGGGCAGCAGCUCGUAUAUGCAUGCACCCCUAAGCGUUCCUCCCAAAAACUCACCAUGCUAGAAUAUGCUAUUGCCGGUGGAUUCUCUGCUAUCCCCACCACUGUUGUUACUACUCCAAUGGAGCGUGUCAAAGUCGUACUGCAAACACAAGAUCAGGUUGGAAACAUGGGUAAAAAAUACAAAGGCAUGGCCGAUGCCGGUAUUGGCAUGUUUCGUGAGGGUGGUAUUCGCAGUUUAUAUCGUGGUACCAUUGCUACUCUGGCUCGCGAUGUUCCUGGAUCUGCUGCAUAUUUUGUCUCCUACGAGUAUUUUCACCGUCUUCUUUGCAAGGAUUCCGAGUCCCUUUCCAUCGGCGCUGUCUUGUUUUCUGGUGGUAUGGCUGGUGUUGCCAUGUGGUCAAUUGCUAUUCCACCUGAUGUGAUCAAGUCGCGUAUUCAGGCUGCCCCCGCUGGCACAUACAAGGGCUUCUUGGACUGUGCUGCAAAAAUCAUUUCCCAAGAGGGUGCAAGUGCAUUAUUCAAGGGACUUGGACCAGCCCUACUCAGAGCAUUCCCUGCAAACGCUGCAGGAUUCCUUGGUCGUGCUGCAUCACUUGAAGUAAUGCACAGAAUGUGGUAG
Molecule: messenger RNA, 1208 nt
Organism: Batrachochytrium dendrobatidis JAM81
Lineage: Eukaryota; Fungi; Chytridiomycota; Chytridiomycetes; Rhizophydiales
Exons: 8
Coding region: 225-1208 (327 amino acids)
Biological process (GO): carnitine transmembrane transport; mitochondrial transport
Cellular component (GO): mitochondrial envelope
Molecular function (GO): O-acyl-L-carnitine transmembrane transporter activity
Source: RefSeq, a predicted model, not a curated record